Messenger RNA from Closterium sp. NIES-65, 4689 nucleotides. The record is from the annotation of a GenBank genome assembly. NCBI's taxonomy places the organism in Eukaryota, Viridiplantae, Streptophyta, Zygnematophyceae, Desmidiales, Closteriaceae.
AUGGUGGCCAACGGUCACCCGGACCGCUUCCCCACGCGCCGCGAGCUGCUCGCCGCCGGCCGGCACGACCUCGUGGCGGCGUGCCUGGCGGACGGCGGUUGGCUCAGCGCCGGCUGGGACGUGGGGGACGCGGGGGACGCGGGGACGGCGGAUGCGGGGACCGGGGAUGGGGUAAAGGGGGAUGCGCAGAAGGGGAAUACAGGGAAGGGGAAUGCGGGAGAAAAUGCAAGUGGAUGGGGGAUAACAGAGGCUAGUGGAAGACGUGGGAAUGGCAGGGAGGGUCAACCGGGUCAACGGGCUGCAAGUCAACUGAGUAGCUCGGGUCAACGGAGUCAACGGCAGGUGGAAACGGUGGAUGACGGAGUGGACUCGGAGUCAGGGUUUUGGUCCGCCAUGCUCUCCCCACCCUCCCCGCCCAUCCCCCCGCCCUCUCCGCGCCGCCCUUCCCCAGGAGCUGAUAGUAGAGGGAAGGGUUGGGCAGAAGGGGGAAGCGGGGAAGAGGGUGCCACGCCAAGAGGGGUUGGAGGAGGAAUGGGGUCAGUGUCAGGGGGAGGCGUGGGGAGGCCGGACGGGAGAAGCGCAGGUAGCGUGAUGCAAGGAGCAACGAGUGGGGCGACGAGUGGGGGAACGAGUGGGGGAAGGAGCGGGGCAGGGGCAGGAGCAGCGAACUGGCGAGCGGAUGUGAUGCCGGGGCUUGACACGCCCCCACAGCCCACAUCCCAAUUAUACCCAUCUGCCCGUGCUCCUGCUCCUGCUCCUCCUUCUGCUCGUGUUCCUGCUCCUGCUCCUCCUUCUGCCCGUGUUCCUGCUUCUGCUCCUGCCCGUGUUCCUGCUCCUGCUCCCGCCUCUGCUCCACCGCCUGCCGCUCCCCCUCCCCGUCCCUCUGCCUUGGAUCCUUCGUACAGGUUCACCCCCGCCGCUGCCCCUCCCUUCUCCUCGCGUAAUUCGUUUCCAGAGCCUCUAUCCUGGGCGCUCGAGGCUUCUCACGAGGACGCGUCCUCUUCGUCAGAGGAGGAAGAAGUAUUGUCAGCUGGGGAGGGCUGGUCAGAGGGGGAGGGGGGAAGCAGCAGCGAGUGGGAGGAAUUCUCGUCGUCAUCAGAGGAUGAUUCCGGUUCAGACGAGGGCAGAGGUUCCACCGCACAGAGGGAAGGAGGCUUAGCGUCAGGCCCAGCGUCAGGCUUGCCCUCAGCGUCAGGCUUGCCCUCAGCGUCAGGCUUGCCCUCAGCGUCAGGCUUGCCCUCAGGGUCAGGCACAGGGUCAGGCUCAGAUGGGGAAGCGAGGGCGUUUACAAGCGGAGAGGGGAGCGCGUCUGAAAGCGGGGGAACGAGCACCUCAGGGUCGGACGGCGAGGGGAAGGUGUCUUCAAGUGUGGUGCAGGGCGCGCAGAUGCGCCUGUCCGCGCUCUUCCAGCAGCUGGGACUGCCCGCCAUCCAUUCCGGUGCAGGGGCUCUGGGUUAUGCCGCUGCCGGCUCUCCCGUUGACCCUGGUGCAAGCGUGCCAAGCAGUGCGCGUGGGGGGCAGGAGAGGGGGUACGGGGUUCAGGGGAGCAAGCGUGGGGGCGAUGGGAGCAGGCAGCAGGACAGGGUGCGGGGCGGGGAGGAGAGUGGGAGCGAGAGUGAGGGCGUGAGUGAUGGUGAGGGUAGUGGAGGCGAGGAAGGGGAGGGGAGGGGUGGGAGGGAGAAGGGUGCUAGUGACCGGGGGGCAAGCAGGGCGCGGAGGGGGGGUGGGAGGAGGGGGUAUGGGAGUGGUGGAGAGGAGGGGGAGAAGCGGAAGAGGAGGAGGAGAAGGCGGCCGAGUGGGAAGAGGAGGAAAGUGGAAGAGGAGACUCUCCCUCUCGAGUACGUCCCUGCUGCACUGCGGCAGCAGCUGCAGGCGUUCUCAGCGGCAGCGGGGCAGGCAGGCAUCAUGCCGACACAGGAGCAGCUGAGACAAGCGGGGCGGGGGGACCUGGCAGCCGCACUCAGGCAACUGGCGAGGGAGCAGGCGGGGGGAGGGGCAUGGCGGGACGGGGAGGGGCGUGCAAAGGAGGGAGAGGAGGGGGUGCAAUGGUGGCGGAAGGGGGCGGAGGAGACGGCGGUUAUGGGGAUGGGGCCUGGGCAGGAAAUGCAGGGGAUUGAGGGGAUGGGGGGCAUGGGGAGAGUGGGCGGAGGAGGGAGGGGUGAGGCAGUACCAGCAGCAGGGCAGAGAGCAACACAGGGCGCAGGAGGGGGAAAAGGGGGAGGUGGGGAUGCGGUGGGGAGGGGCAUGGGGUGGAGUGCGGUGGCGAGGCUGAUGGGGCUGGGCAGGCGGAGGAGGGGGCGGGCAGCAGGGGGGGCGGAGGGGAAGGGAGGGGGAGCGGAUGAGGGCGAGGGUGGUAGUGAGGGGGGCGGUGUGGCAGGAGCUGUACCGGAGGAGUCAGUGGUUAUGAGCAGUCCUGUUAAGCCGCGGAGGCCAGUUGGUCGCCCUAGAAAGAACCCUCCAGCAAACCAGGGGCGAGCAGAGGAGGCAGGGAGGGGAGCAGUACAGGAGCCUGGUGUGGGGCUAAGCAUUGGAGGAGGGGGCGUUGAGGGGGCCACGGGGAAGGAUGAGGGGGAGAAGGGGAGCAGAGAGGAGGCAGAGGAGGAGGAGAAGAGGAGGAGAGUGGGUGAUGGGGGUGUGGGGGUAGGGAUUGUGUUGGAAGGGAGAGUGGGGGAGGGGAGUGUGGGAGAGGGGAGGGUGGGGGGAGCGAGGGUGAUCGAGGGGAGUGUGGGGAAUUUGGACGGCUUUGAUGCAGCACUGAGUGCCAGCCUGGCGAAUCUGAUGGCGUUCAGAAAGAGGCUGGAGGGGUUGGAGGCUGGUGCUGGCAGCAUAGCUGCUGUUGCAGGGACUGGUGCAGGGACUGGUGCAGGGGCAGGCACAGCUGCAGGGAUUGCUUCAGGGACAGCUGUAGGGACAGCUGCGGGGAGUGGUGCAGCUCAAGAGCCCUCACAGGACCAGAUAACGCCUCCCUCUCCCCAAGCUGAGAUAGCGCCUUCUUCUCCUCAAUCCCAGAUAACACCUCCCCCACCUCUUCCCCAGAUAGCAGUUGGUGCUCAAGACGAGGUGGCACCUUCCCCAGAUGGACCUGGCGUGAGGAAGAGGAGGCGGAGGGUGGGAAGGAAAGGGAGCGAGGGUGAGGUGGGGAGGAGAGGCAGUGCAGGGAUGGGUGCUGAUGGGGCUAAUGCACCCACUGCUGAUUCUUUCACUGGGACUGGCGCUGCUGCUAGUGUGGGUACUGAUGCUCUUGGCGGUGGGUCUGCUGCUGUUGAUCUUCCAGGGGUUGGUACUGAUGAUGAGGAUGCGUCUGCUUCAGCUGCAGCCGUGCUGUCACGGCUUGUGGGUGCGUUCCCCCCAUCCCCAUCCGCUUCCUCCUCGGCUCGCGGCUCCGCCUCUUCUGCUGUAGAGGUGCCAGGAACCACAGCGGGGGCGGCAGCAGAAGAAGACGCAGCACGUGAGGCACCAGCACCACCCCCUCCAGCAGCAGCAGCAGCGGCAGAUGCAGACAAGACAGGGCGUUCACCAACAGACUCGCAACGGCCAUCAGAAAACAGACCACAGAGCAAGGAACCUUCCUCACCUCCAGUGCGCAAGUUCCGGUUACCACCUCCCCCUGCUUCGCCAGUUGAGCCUCCCCCAGCUGCUGCCUUCCUCAGGCGCGACCCGGAUGAGCUGGCAGGCGUGACGGGGCGCAUCCGAUCUCUCGAGCAAUCGCUGGCUGCCACGCGUGCGGCGCUGAGGCAGGGGAGGGAGGCGCUGAGUCGGCGAGAUGCUGAGCUGGAACAGAUGCUCAGUCGCACAUUGGGCGAGCUGCUGCGGCUGACAGACUCACUGGAGUUCAGAGAGAGUGAGGUGCUGCUCUUUCCACCUAGCCUCAACCUUCCCACCCACUCCCUUCCCUGCUCUAUCCUUCCCCACCACACCACACCACUGCGCCUCCCCCCCGUAAAACAUGAUCAGAUGCGCAGUCGCACAAUGGGCGAGCUGCUGCGGCUGACAGACUCACUAGAGUUCCGAGAGAGUGAGAUGCUGCGCACGCGAGCCGAGCUGCGCUCCACGCGUGCCGAGGGGGCUGAGAUGGAGAGUGAGAUGGUGCACACGCGAGCAGAGCUGUGGUCCAUGCGCGCCGAGGUGUCUGCUCUCGAAGGCAUAUUCGCUGCGGAGUUCAGGGAGACAAGGUGCGUGUUGGAGGAGAAGGAUCAGCAGCUGGGGGAGCUGCAGGUGGUGCAUGUGCAGCUGACCCCCACUCGAGUGGUGGAGACGAGGCGCGUGUUGGAGGAGAAGGAUCAGCAGCUGGGGGAGCUGCAGGUGGCAUACGUGCAGCUGAGGCCCACUCGGGUAGUGUGGCCCAACCCCGGGAAUGAAGUGCUGCUCACCGGUUCCUUCAAUGGAUGGACCAACCGGUGCUUCUCACUGGCUCCUCUAAUGGCUGGACCAAACGGGUAUGCAUGGCCCACACGAGUGGUGUGGCCCAACCCCGGCAAUGAAGUGCUUCUCACUGGCUCCUCUAAUGGCUGGACCAACCGGAUCAAGAUGGUCAAGUCAAAUGCGGGGGUGUUCGUAACAACUCUUCAUCUGUACCCUGGACAGUAUGAGGUCAAAUUUAUCGUGGAUGGAAAUUGGAAGGUUGAUCCACGCAGGGCCAUCGUUUACACACCAAGCGGCCAUGAAAACAACCUUCUAGUGGUCACGUAG